AUGGCUUGGAUGAUGGAAGAGGGAACCCAUAUACAAUUUGCAAAUGGCACCAAGAUUAUUAGGAAAGCUCUUACAGAGGAAAAACAAGUGUCUACAAAAACAUCUGCAGCAGAUCUUGUUACUGAAACUGAUCAGUUUGUGGAAAAGUUAAUUAUUUCUGCUCUGAAAGAGAAGUUUCCCUCCCACAGGUUUAUUGGAGAAGAGUCUACUGCUGCUGGUUCAAAAUGUGUCCUCACUGACAGCCCAACCUGGAUUAUUGAUCCUGUUGAUGGAACCUGCAAUUUUGUGCACAGGUUUCCAACAGUGGCAGUUAGCAUUGGAUUUGCUGUUAACCAAGAGCUUGAAUUUGGUGUAAUUUACCACUGCACUGAAGAACGAUUAUACACUGGUAGAAGAGGUCAAGGGGCAUUUUGUAAUGAAAAAAGGCUUCAGGUAUCAAAAGAGACAGAUAUCUCGAAGGCCUUGAUUUUAACAGAAAUUGGUCCAAAACGUGACCCUGAAACUUUGAAAUUGUUCCUGAGUAACAUGGAAAGGUUACUCAAAGCCCAAGCACAUGGGGUACGUGUCAUUGGGAGUGCUACUUUGGCUCUGUGCCAUCUAGCAUCUGGAGCUGCAGAUGCAUAUUAUCAAUUUGGCUUACACUGCUGGGACUUGGCGGCAGCUACAGUCAUUAUUAGAGAGGCGGGCGGUACUGUGAUAGAUACUUCAGGGGGACCUCUGGAUCUCAUGUCAUGUCGAGUGAUUGCUGCAGGUACUAAAGAGAUGGCCAUGUUUGUAGCUCAGGAAAUACAGACUAUUGACUACAGACGGGAUGAUGAGAACUGACCAAAAUGAAAUACUGUGAAUAGUAAAGUGAAAUCUGGUUUUCUGAACUAUGUAAUUUUUUUCCAGGAUGGACAACUUAGAGGGAAUAUGGUUGUGAGCUUAGGCCACAGGUGGGCGAAAUGCGGAUGCGGCCCACCAGGCCAUUCUAUCCAGCCCGCGGGGCCCCUAAAAUAUUUAGACAAUUAAUAUUUAUAUGUCCCUGGCUGCCUGUCAUGCAGCCCUCGAUGGCUUGCCAAAACUCAGUAAGCAUCCCUCCACUCAAAAUAAUUGCCCACGCCUGACUUAGGCACUAACUUUGUUUUUUUCCAGUGGGUGCUUGCAGGCAGAAACCCCCACCCCCCCCAAAAAAUGUGCUUUAAUGUAAACUCAGCACACAUUACUUCAACUCGGCUCUGCAGCACCUGUAAAGGUCAGGCACUUUAAUGGGGCUUUUUUGGCACUUUUAUCUAAUAAUGGAAUUGGUUUUUGCUAAAAGCGCCAAAAAGCACUGCUGAAGCACCCAGUCUUUACAGGCACUGCAGAGCUGGGUUGAAGUAACAUGCUGCUGCUUCUGGUAAAGCAUGUUUUGUUUAUUUUUUUAAUGUCUUGACCAUGGCUCAUGAGUGCUGAGCACCUGCUAGUUUUGUUUGCUGAGUGCUUGAGACCCAGAGCACCCAUGGAGUCGGCACCUAUGAUUGUGAGAGCAAGCUUUCUGCACAGAUUUUCUGGGUCAAAUUAUUUUUUAAAAAUUUAUUGCAAUGAAGAGGUGUGGGGGAAAAAAGAGAUGUUUUAAACCUCUAAGGUUAACAAUCCUUUUCAAUAUGCAUUUAUUUCAGUGGUAACUUUUUUAUAUGAUCACAUGUAAUAUCUGUUUCAGAAUUAAGUCACGGUUUCACAUGCGUAGGGUUGGAAGCAAGUCUUUUGUAACAUAUGGAGUUAAAAAUAAAACUUUAUUUUUACAAAACACAGAUCUCAGGUAAAUGAGCUUUAGAACUGUAAUAUGAAACAAAUAGUAAAAAUAUGUGCCUAUAAUAGCCUUGUUCAGCAGUACUUAAUGCAAUAUAAAGUGACAUUACUCUUUUCUAACUAUGUUAAAAUUAUAUAUCCAUAUUGGCAGGGUAGUGUUUGUGUGCGUGCAUGCUCACUCUCUCUCUCUCUCUCUCUCUCUCUCUCUCUCUCGGAAGUUUACAGUGAUUUUAUAUAGUGGAGAAAAAUAAAAAGGCUGAUUUUAGAUAUUCUUCUCAGGGAAGAGUAUCCGUUACUUCUACUGUGUUUAUUAACCAAAAUGGUUAGUAAUAAAAUCUGGUGAAAACAGGGAAAACAUUUCAUCAGUUAUUUUUUUUCACAUUGUUCAACCAGCUCCAGUUUAUGAUUCAUGUCAACCAUUUAGGCCCAAAUCUGACAGUCCUUAUUUGACCUUUAGUAAGAUCUCAGUCCUGCAAAGACUAAGUAAUUGUGAUUUCUAGGCAAAGUGCUUACUACCAGAAGGGCUGACGCCAAUGGGUCUAUUCACAGUAGUAAGUACUGUACAUAGUAGUAUGGUAGCCUGACAGAGUUCUGUGUCAAGAAAGUGUUGACCUCAGUGGAUGUUUUGCUGGAGUAGGAACUACAGUGUUUCAUCCAUAAAGGCCAAUUAUUAAAAAUAGGUGCCUAAGCUAUGCUUGCAAAAACAUAAUUGUAAAUACAGAGAGGACAUUUCACAUAUACAAUUGUAGCCACCUUUUCUGAAUGGCUAGAAAUCAUGUAAAAUUAAUUUAAUAAAUCUAAAAGCACAGGAAAUCUGUGCAACUCUGGUUUUAUGUUCAACAGUUGUGUUCAUUUUACCAAGGUUUCUAUUUAGAUUAUUUUUUUAAAAUGUGUAAUCUCAGUGAUAAAAUGGCACUACUAGAUUACUUAUACUGUAGCGUCCAGAAAACUAUUUGAGAUUAAAUAUGGGGAUUUACUUCUAGCUUUUAUGUUGCUCAGAUUCAAGUUAAAAACCUUUCUGAAAUAAUACAAAAUAAAUCCACAAACCCCAUAAGCCCACAAACCCAAAUGGGCCAAAGCUUAUGUUUCUAAAUUGCAUGUGUGGACUGUAGAUAAAUGCCUAUGCAUAAUUACCCACUUUGCAUACACAACUAAAGAAUACAGUAUGAAAAAUAGUAGUCUUGCAUGUUUUUUUUCUACUGUGAAAAAUGUUUGGGGAUUUUUUUUCAUUAUAACUUAUAUGUUGUAUUUUUAAAUGAGAAAUGCAAAAUACUGGGCACAUCUACACAUUCAUUAAUGUGUCAUAAUUACAACACAUGAAGUUUAGUACCUGUAAUAACAGGUACUAAGCUUAAUGCACUAUAACUAAUCAGCACAACUGCUCGUUAGCGCAGAUGAACACUUUUUUGUGACGUUAAUGUGAAUUAGACUGAGCCUACUGUGCAUUAGUACUGUUUUGCCAGCCACACUAAUGCUGUGUAGAACUAGUCUUCUGCGUAUUAAGCAUCUCAUGUAGAUGCACACACUGACUGAACAAUAGCCAAAAUUUAGGUCUCUGAUUCAGCAGAACAUUUAAGCACACUGAUGUAUUGCCUAGCUCCAUGACCGUAUUAUUUCCUUGUACUCCCUGGUCUGCUUCUAUCUCCUGUCUUUUAUUUUACAUUUAGAUUGUAAGCUCUUUGGAACAGGAACUGUAUUUUAUUUGGUGUUUGUAGAGUGCCUAAUACAGUGUUGUUCAGUUCAUGACUAGGUAUAUAUGUACUACAAUAAUACAAGUAAUGAAUAAACAUGGUUUCAUUGGCUUAGUUUUCAUUCCAUCCAAGCACAGGUCAGAUCCAGGGUAAUGAGAGAUUUAAGGAGAGGGCUGAAUCUCCAGGCACCUACUCUAACUUCCGUCAUUCACAUAAGCCCUGUAAUGUAACUUACACUAGCAGAGGAUCAAGUGUAGCAGAGCUGGGCUUCCUCAUGCCCCCUCCCAUCUCUGCACUCUCCCCAGAUAAGCUGCUUUUUUUCCUUUUCUGGUAGAUGGACAGCUGGUGUAGACAUCUCUCCACCCUCGGCAAGCUUCCCCUCAGCAUAGCUUCCAUGCAUAGAGAACCUCUGGCCAGUCUAUUUGAACUCCCCAACACUUGCAAUGCAGGGUGACCUUACUAAAUAAACCAGAGAACCUGUCCUGUUGAGUUCAAUGACACAUGCAAGUGCUUUGCUGAAACAGAUGCUUUGUGGAGGUGGGGAUUAACUAAGGAGGGGGGAACAUCCACAAAUCCAGUUUGAGAUUCACCUGUUUCUUUGGUGAGCGCAAUUGAUGAGUGCCUCAAACUCCCACUGAUGUCAGAGGAAGGAGCAGAUGGUCAUAGUUUUAGUGAGACUGACCAGGGGUAGUCCCACAUUUUUUAUUGAAAAUAGUUUUAUCCGUUAAGUUCUUAGAGAUAAAUCCUGUCCCAGAUUUUGUCCUUCCCUUCCAUCUUCUCAUGCUUGCUAGCUAAACCUUUGUUUUCUAUAAAUUUUCCUUGUCAACUUUCCAGUGUAAGCUUUAACCUAAUACUGUAUGUGAGUCAAAUCUUUAAACGUUUAGCUAUUUUUGCUUAAAUAAUAUCAAGCUUUUAACUAAUUUUCCAGCACUUGUAAAAUAUGUAGUUUUUCAUUUUUAACAAAAUUAAGAUGUGAAAGUUUACAGUCCAUUUUGUGUACUUUGGAUAGUUUUAAAUCAUGCUUCAGCCUUUUUAUAUUAUUUGAAGGCUAGUUUAUGAAGCAGAGAUAGUAUUUAAAUACAAAAGGAAAAAAACAAAUGCUUAACUGUUCAGAAAAGCUGUUCCCUAUCCAGGGUGUUAAAACCUGCAUUGGCGUUUUUCCCAUGGUAGCGCCUGGAGGAAUGUUGAUGGAAAGGGCAGAAGAGAAUAAGAGUCAGAGACAUCUCUGAUAUAUUUUGGAGUCAUAUUCUUGCAUGCUGUCAUUGGAGUGGAAGGGAAAAAAAAUUGGGUUUGGUUUUUUACAAGAACUUAGGAAUGUGGAACUAGAACAAGCCUCCCAGUCCAUGCAGCCACGUUCCUGGCAUUCACAGACAGCCCUGUGGCCCAAGUAGCCACAAAACUAUUCAUUUUAACCCCUCUCACAUGCAGCAGCCACAAAGCACCCUAUGAAAAAACAAGCUCUACAGUGAAUCUCAGAGACAGUGCUACUCAUACUUCCCUGUCUCUACUAAAAAUACCCCACGUAGUAUACACUAGUGUUGCAUUAAUCUUUUUCAUGAUUGCACCACAGGUCAUGCUCAUUUUCUGUGAGCAAGUCACCAUCUAAUGGAAAAAGUAUUAGUUCUUAAGUGCAUGACUCUGUAGUUUUGACUUUUACACUUCAUACAAUUUCUCUUACUCAACUCCAUAAGGUUAUCUAAUUCUUUCUCUAUAAUAAUCUGAUCCUCUUCUGUAUUGGAAAUACUCCACAGCUUUGCCUCCCUGUAAAUUUUACAAACAAUGAGCUCUUCCAACCAAAGUUGCUAAUGAAAAUUUAACUGGAAUGGGUUCUCGGCUUAUUACAGGUAUUGUGGUCAUCUGACAUGUUUUUAAAAUGUUCUUUGGUGGGUUGCAGCUUCUUAUGCUUUGUCUCUUCCCAGAAAUUGUUUUGGAACAAUGUAUAAAGCACAACGUUUUUAGCUGUUUUUCUGUUGCCUGAAUGUAGAAAAUAAAAGAAUGACCCUCUGCUGGA
This is a messenger RNA of Alligator sinensis (Chinese alligator), 5472 nucleotides long. It is a transcript of the gene IMPA2, whose product is annotated as inositol monophosphatase 2. Bases 1 to 825 code for a protein of 274 amino acids. Gene Ontology annotation, molecular function: inositol monophosphate 1-phosphatase activity. The record is from RefSeq and is a predicted model, not a curated record. The transcript is spliced from 8 exons. NCBI's taxonomy places the organism in Eukaryota, Metazoa, Chordata, Crocodylia, Alligatoridae. Gene Ontology annotation, biological process: inositol metabolic process; phosphatidylinositol phosphate biosynthetic process; signal transduction.